Messenger RNA from Sphenostylis stenocarpa, 1035 nucleotides. NCBI's taxonomy places the organism in Eukaryota, Viridiplantae, Streptophyta, Magnoliopsida, Fabales, Fabaceae. The record is from the annotation of a GenBank genome assembly.
AUGGCUGGGAGUAACGAGCUCAACCCCAACGAUUCUAAGAUGGUGGUUCCCCUGAAUAUGUGGGUACUGAUCUCAAAUUUCAAGUUGGCAUACAAUCUUCUUCGUCGUCCGGAUGGUACUUUCAACCGGGACUUAGCAGAGUUCCUUGAUCGGAAAGUUCCAGCAAAUGCGAACCCCGUGGAUGGAGUGUUUUCUUUUGAUGUCAUUGUUGACCGUGAAACCAAUCUCCUUACGCGAAUCUAUCGUCCUGCUGCGGGAGAAGAACGUCCGGUGAACAUUCUUGAGCUUGAGAAGCCCGUGAGCUCUGAGGGGGUUCCUGUCAUCAUAUUCUUCCAUGGUGGAAGUUUUGCUCAUUCUUCAGCCAAUAGUGCCAUAUAUGAUACGCUGUGUCGUCGACUGGUGGGUAUUUGUAAGGCCGUUGUAGUGUCUGUGAACUAUAGGCGUGCACCUGAGAAUAGGUAUCCCUGUGCAUAUGAUGAUGGGUGGACAGCUCUUAAGUGGGUUAGUUCUAGAUCUUGGCUUCAGAGUAGGAAGGAUAAGAAAGUUCAUAUCUACAUGGCUGGGGAUAGCUCGGGUGGAAACAUUGUGCACCAUGUUGCCCUCAAAGCUGUCGAGUCUGGAAUUGAAGUGUUUGGGAAUAUACUACUCAACCCAUUGUUCGGCGGGCAAGAAAGAACCGAGUCUGAGAAGCGUUUAGAUGGGAGAUAUUUUGUUAGAGUGAAGGAUCGAGACUGGUAUUGGAGGGCUUUUCUUCCUGAAGGGGAAGAUAGAGACCAUCCUGCAUGUAACCCCUUUGGGCCAAAGGGGAAAAGCCUUGAAGGGAUUAUCUUUCCCAAGAGCCUUGUAGUGGUUGCCGGCUUAGACCUUGUUCAGGACUGGCAGUUGGGUUAUGCCAAAGGGCUUGAGAAGGCUGGCCAAGAAGUGAAAUUGCUAUUCCUGGAGCAAGCAACCAUUGGGUUUUACUUGCUGCCAAAUAACGAGCACUUCUCUCCUGUUAUGGACGAGAUAAAACAUUUUGUCAGCCCUGACUGUUGA